GGAGCCCUAGUCUAGAUCCUAGUGGAGCGGGGCAGCCGACCUGUGAAUCUUCUCAGCGCAGCAUUGUGAUCGGCAUCUUCCUGGGAUCGCCAAGCCCCAGAAGCCGGGUCUCUUUAAAUUAGGGCAGCUGUUUUCUAUUUCUCCCUGGGCUGCAGAAAGCUAGAAGAUUUUUACCUAGCUCAAACAAGGCUGCUGGUAUUCCCUCUUUUUUUCCGCGAGGGUGUUUUUGGCUGCAAUUGCAUGAAAUCCCAAUGGUGUAGACCAGUGGCGAUGGAUCUAGGAGUUUACCAACUGAGACAUUUUUCAAUUUCUUUCUUGUCAUCCUUGCUGGGGACUGAAAACGCCUCUGUGAGACUUGACAAUAGCUCCUCUGGUGCAAGUGUGGUAGCUAUUGACAACAAAAUCGAGCAAGCUAUGGAUCUGGUGAAAAGCCAUUUGAUGUACGCGGUUAGAGAGGAAGUGGAGGUCCUCAAAGAGCAAAUCAAAGAACUAAUAGAGAAAAAUUCCCAGCUGGAGCAGGAAAACAAUCUGCUGAAGACACUGGCCAGUCCUGAGCAGCUUGCCCAGUUUCAGGCCCAGCUGCAGACUGGCUCCCCCCCUGCCACCACACAGCCACAGGGUACCACACAGCCCCCGGCCCAGCCAGCGUCCCAGGGCUCAGGACCAACUGCAUAGCCGCCUAUGCCCCCGCGGAACUGGCUGCUGCUGUCUGAACUCAACAGACCCGAGAUGAUGUACUAGGGGGACUCCACCUCCACAGUUACCCAUUUCAUUGCUCGCUGCAAAAGAGACGUGAGACUGAUACAUGCCAUUAUCUCUUUUUUCGAGUAUUAAACACCCAUGUGCUUUUGGCUUGAAGAAAUUUCUUAGUUGGGUGAAUAAGAGAAUUAGCAUGGAUAUACUGGGACCUCAUACAGCUUGGCAGAUAUUUGAGAAAUGGUUUAAUUCGUGCUGAGGAGCUGUGUGCCUUUCCAUCCCUUCCCUGCUCCCCGCCCUCACUUCCAAGAGUUCUCUCCUGCUUGCACAUAGUGUACGAUAUGGGGUUACUGAGCAGUGGAGCUCCACUGGACUGUCCUGUCUCCUCUCCUCCCCCUGAGGAACUUAAAGGGGAGGUAAAAGAAAAGACUGGUGCAUAGUCUUGCCUAAAUGAGGGGAAACAGUUCAUUAUACAAAUUAAUGACUGUCACCAAAAUCCAUAAAAACAAUAGUACUGUGUGCCUCUUUCUGAAACAGUGGAUGACACAAAACUAUUAGAGUGACUAAAAGGUGACUGGUAGCUGGGACCUAGGCUAUCUUACCAUGAAGGAUGUUUUGCUUAUUAUAUAUUUGUGUAUGUAGUGUAACUAUUUUGUACAAUAGAGGACUAACUACUUAGUUGUACAGAUUGAAAUUUUGCUGUUUCAUUGGCUGUCUGAAGAGGUGUGGAUUGUCUUUAUAUAGAGAUUACAUAAAAAAUGUUACGUGAGGAAAAUCACACCUAAAGAAAUUCUAAGAAUUUGGCCCAGUUAGUCACUUUGUGUAAUCUGAAAUCUUAUAGCUGCUGAAUAUCUUGAAGUAAAUCCCUGUUCACUGAAGUCUUUUGAUUGAGCUGGUUGGAUACUUUGAAAAAUGAUCAGUUCUAGCUAAUGAGAUGAAUUUCCCAGUAGGGGAUUCUGCGUAUUACCUGUAUAGUAGUUAUAUGCAUAUGUUUCUGUGCAUGUUCUCUACACAGUUGUAAGGUGUCACUGUAUUUAACUGUUGCACUUGUCAACUUUCAAUAAAGCAUAUAAAAUGUUGAUAAA
Miniopterus natalensis is the source of this 1781-nucleotide messenger RNA. RefSeq names its product TSC22 domain family member 1 (gene TSC22D1). Lineage: Eukaryota; Metazoa; Chordata; Mammalia; Chiroptera; Miniopteridae. The record is from RefSeq and is a predicted model, not a curated record. Gene Ontology annotation, cellular component: nucleus; cytosol. Gene Ontology annotation, biological process: positive regulation of cell population proliferation; regulation of transcription by RNA polymerase II; negative regulation of apoptotic process.